Molecule: messenger RNA, 534 nt
Organism: Strongyloides ratti
Lineage: Eukaryota; Metazoa; Nematoda; Chromadorea; Rhabditida; Strongyloididae
Exons: 3
Coding region: 1-534 (177 amino acids)
Source: RefSeq, a predicted model, not a curated record
AUGAAAUCAUCACAAUACAAAUCUCAUCAUGGAUUUAAUGAAAAAACUAGAAAUAUGUUAAUUAACAAUCAUACCAUUAUCAGUAUGAACAAUGAAGAACCUUCUUUAUCAUUAUCUGAAAUUAAUAAAAUGAUAAAAAAGGAUAGAAAAACAUUAUCUAGAAAUGACAGUACUUUAACUACUGAUAGUGUGCAAUCAACAGGCUCAACUAAAUCCAUGCCAAAUCAGGAUAAUUUUGACAAUAUUCUUGGUAAUGAAGAUAAUGAUAAUAAAAUAAAACCAAAUCAAAAUUUGAAAAAAUUUCUUGGAUUAAUUGGUAAAACACGUUCUGAGGCAAACUUUUUUGAUGGAAAACCAUCUAAAACGGUUAUUAAAACUUUUCAACAACAAAAUAUUGUCAAAUUACCUUCUUUGGAAUGUGAUAUGGAGACACAAAAUAGAAUUAAUCAAUACAAAGAAGUCGAAGCAUCAAUAGAUAGAUUGGUUAAUGAUACCAUGGUUGGUUCUCGAAGAACAGAAUAUGAAAUGAAGUAA